This is a messenger RNA of Cuculus canorus (common cuckoo), 5055 nucleotides long. RefSeq names its product kelch like family member 1 (gene KLHL1). Bases 529 to 2718 code for a protein of 729 amino acids. The transcript has 11 exons. The record is from RefSeq and is a predicted model, not a curated record. Gene Ontology annotation, molecular function: protein binding. Lineage: Eukaryota; Metazoa; Chordata; Aves; Cuculiformes; Cuculidae.
GGCUUGCUGAGAGGCGCAGAUAGAUAGAAAAUUGUACAGUGAGGACCUUGACAGCCUCAUAGGCGUGAUUUUUUUAUUUUUUUUUUUCUCCUACAUGCAGCGUAUAUAAAGGGGCCCCGAUUCCUUUCCGCGCCAGCUCUCAGGCUUUGCCAUCCCAGGGAACUGCAGGCAUGGGACUCCCUUGAGGAAUGGGAUGGGAAGGCGGGAGGUGGAGACAGGCUGGCAGGUGACUUUCCCCUCUCCGGCUGCGCUCGGUCACGGAGCUCUGAGGGACUAAGAGCCACCUGCCUCCCGGGCUGCAGCUCCCCAGUUAACCACAUCAGCGCGUCUUCGCAGCCUCCCUCGCCAGCGCCUGCCUCCCCUCAGAGGUGACUCUCGCUUCUGCCUCUCUCUCUCUCCUCCCCUUCCCCACCGAUCGCCGUGAAAUCCUCGCCAGCUCCGGGCAUCUCUCUCCCUUCUCGGCCGCGCGCAUCGCUCCCUCCAUCCCUCCAUCCCUCCUCCCUCUCCCGGAGGAGCCACCGCCGCACCAUGUCCGGCUCCGGCAGGAAAGACUUCGACGUGAAGCACAUCCUGCGCCUCCGCUGGAAGCUGUUCAGCCACCCCUCGGGCGGCCCGGCGGGGGGAGGCUGCCUGCCGCCCGACAGCGGCUUCGAGCACUGGGGGCCGAGCCAGAGCCGCCUGCUGAAGAGCCAGGACAGAGGCAACGGCGUCUUCUGGAAGAAAUCCGCCUCCCCUGCCUCCUCCUCCUCGGCGGCCACCGCGCCCAACGGGGGCCGCCCGGGGCCGCCGCCGCCCCGCACCGUCUUCUACGUGGAGUCCCUGGAGGAGGAGGAGGCGGAGGCGGCGCCCGGCGGGAUGGAGGUGGCCCAGGAGCCCGAGAAGCCGCUGCCGCCGCCGGAGCGCGAGGAGGCGCCGCGGGGCGGCGGGGACGGAGGCGGCCGGGCAACAGGUGACGGAGGCGGGCGCAGACUGUCAGGAGCCAGCCAUCCUUUACCGCCCCACUGUGACAUGGAUUCAUGUAGCUCUGAGGAGUUCUACCAGGCUGUUCACCAUGCGGAGCAAACCUUCAGAAAGAUGGAGAGCUACCUGAAACAACAGCAGCUCUGUGAUGUUAUCCUGAUUGCUGGGAAUCGCAAGAUACCUGCACAUAGACUUGUCCUCAGUUCAGUGUCUGACUACUUUGCUGCCAUGUUUACAAGUGAUGUUUGUGAAGCCAAACAAGAAGAGAUCAAAAUGGAAGGCAUAGACCCCAAUGCACUGUGGGAUCUUGUUCAGUUUGCAUAUACAGGCUGCCUGGAACUGAAAGAAGACACUAUUGAAAAUCUUCUAGCAGCUGCCUGCCUCCUCCAGCUCCCACAAGUAGUAGAGGUUUGCUGCCAUUUUCUAAUGAAGCUUUUGCACCCAUCCAACUGUUUGGGAAUACGAGCAUUUGCUGACGCACAGGGAUGCACAGAACUUAUGAAGGUGGCUCACAGCUACACCAUGGAGAACAUAAUGGAAGUUAUAAGAAAUCAAGAAUUUUUACUUCUACCAGCUGAUGAGCUCCAUAAACUUCUUGCUAGUGAUGAUGUGAACGUUCCUGAUGAAGAGACUAUUUUUCAUGCCUUAAUGAUGUGGGUGAAAUAUGAUAUGCAGAGGCGAUGCAAUGACCUAAGUAUGCUACUUGCUUAUAUCAGAUUGCCACUGCUUCCACCUCAGAUAUUGGCUGACCUAGAAAACCAUGCACUUUUUAAGGAUGACCUAGAAUGCCAGAAGCUUAUUCUGGAAGCCAUGAAAUACCAUCUUUUACCAGAGAGAAGAACUCUCAUGCAAAGUCCAAGAACUAAACCUAGAAAAUCUACAGUUGGGACACUUUAUGCUGUUGGAGGAAUGGAUAACAACAAAGGUGCUACAACAAUUGAAAAGUAUGAUCUCAGAACAAAUAUAUGGAUUCAGGCGGGAGUGAUGAAUGGCAGGAGACUUCAGUUUGGUGUUGCUGUCAUUGAUGACAAGCUCUUUGUCAUUGGAGGCCGGGAUGGUUUAAAGACAUUGAACACUGUUGAAUGUUACAAUCCAAAGACCAAGGCUUGGACUGUGUUACCACCAAUGUCAACACACAGGCAUGGCUUAGGAGUUACAGUGCUUGAAGGGCCUAUUUAUGCAGUGGGAGGCCAUGAUGGUUGGAGUUAUUUGAAUACAGUUGAGAGGUGGGAUCCUCAAAGUCAGCAGUGGACAUUCGUGGCAAGUAUGUCAAUUGCCAGAAGCACUGUUGGAGUAGCAGCAUUAAAUGGCAAGUUAUAUUCAGUUGGAGGUCGGGAUGGAAGUUCGUGUUUGAGUUCAAUGGAAUAUUAUGAUCCUCACACAAAUAAAUGGAAUAUGUGUGCUCCUAUGUGCAAAAGAAGAGGAGGUGUAGGAGUGGCUACAUGCGAUGGUUUUCUUUAUGCAGUUGGAGGACAUGAUGCUCCUGCUUCUAACCAUUGUUCUCGAUUGCUGGACUAUGUAGAAAGGUACGAUCCAAAAACUGAUACAUGGACAAUGGUAGCUCCACUGAGUAUGCCUCGAGAUGCUGUUGGUGUCUGUCUCCUUGGUGAUAAAUUAUAUGCAGUAGGUGGCUAUGAUGGUCAAACGUACCUGAACACUAUGGAAGCAUAUGAUCCUCAAACUAAUGAAUGGACACAGAUGGCUUCCCUAAAUAUCGGAAGAGCUGGUGCCUGUGUUGUAGUUGUCAAACAACCGUGACUUUGUCAGCAGUUCUUAGAUUUUACUGACUGUGAAAUGUUAUUUUUCUAUCAGGCAAUGAGAAUGAUGACUUCAUGAGAACAAGGAUUUAUACAGUGAAGACUUUUUGAUCACAAACUUGAAGAAAUUUGGAAGUGAGAAAAAUUCCGUAUUUAUGACAUAUAAUACUAUUAAAACUGUUCACAGUCAGUGAACAAGAAAAAAAGUCAGGCAUAAACAAGUGAACGUGGAGCAGUAACUUUAGGUACUGUUCUCAUGAAUACGUCCUGGAGAACUGUAUAAUCAAGGGGCAGCUCUACACCAGGAGCAGGAUGGAAUAUGAGAACAGUUUUUGUGACCACAAGACUUUUAACUUCAGAAACAUUAAAGUACAUUUAAUCACUUUUAAGCUGUGUUUUUUAAAAAAGAAAAGUAGAGAGAAAUAUAAAUUUUUUCUGUCCAGGUCUUGUCCUCAAGUGGGUUAUGGCCUUCUAUUUAGAGAGGCAGUUUGUUUCUUACUGAAAGGAAGAGGUGGAAAAGUCUGGAUAUUCAAGUUUCAUCAUAAUGACUGAGCUGCUGCUCUACAGUAGGAAGAAAAACAAAACUAGAAGUAAACCUCCAAGAUGACUUUUAUUUGUAACAUCAGAUUGUACCUCCUUGCCAAUAUUAAUGCGUCUUAUAAAUGAAUCUAUUUGAAGGGAAGCCUGUGUGUUUAAUCUAAUUAUACACAAAGCAAUCCUUUGAUUGCAUGGGGGCUUUGUUGCAGAUAUGGGAGUCAAAAGAACAGUUUCCUAAUUCUUUCUUAAUCUUAUAUUCAAUUUAAGCAUGUGGGAUCUGAUCUCAUUUUUUAAUGCAUCUUCUGCAUGUUGCAAGCUCAUGAAAAUCUGAAAAAUUAAUACUGUUCCUUCAAUGCAUCAUAUAUAGAUGAACCAUGACUAGAACAGUCUAUAAAGCCUCUUCUAACAUUUCAAGAGGGAUAAAAACACUUGAUUUCUUUCUGAUGCUCGUACAUACCAAUUUUGCCUGAUUAGAGCUGUCAGUUUAUGACCUUCCACUUAUGACUGAGUAUAACUGCAAGUAAGGAAUGCAGAAUAAAUGCAAUUGGUAUAAGGAAAAUUAGAUCAUUUGAUCAAAUAAAGUUCAUACGGUAAAUAUACUACAGUCAUUGGUACUUCUCUUUAGGUUUUAUCAUUUCUGGCAGUAAUGAUACUUUGAGCUCUUGGCUUGGCAGUAGAUUUGAUGUUGAUGCUUUCUAUCUGCUCAGCUCAAUUAGUUAGAAUCUAAAGUCACUAAUGGAAUAUGAAAUUCUGUUAUAUUUCUGUUAGAUAACAGAAUAUAUGUUUUCCCCUUCUGUUACAUAGGGAGGCAUAGGCUCUGGGCACAGGACUACUAAGCAUUUCUCUUCUUUGAAGCCUUGCUGAUCCUUCAGGAAGCAUUUCAUGGUCCAGAAACAGAAAUAUCACAGUCCUUUGUCACUAGCAAUAUUAAGAAGAAAUGAUGGUUGUCAUUAAGAGUUUUCCCAGUGGAAACCUCUGAAACCAUUUGAUAUUACAAGAUAUGUACAGCCUACUUGGGACAUUUGGUUUGAAAGUGUGUCUUUCUUUCUAACAGCAUCAGAAUGCAGCAUCAGGAGAAUUUUCUUUUCUCUUUUUCCUUUCAUUGAUUAUUCCUCCAGUGAAGUUAAAGCAAAAAGAAAAGAAAAAAUUUAAGAAAAAACAUAAUUAUCUUUGAAGUGCUUGUAGAAGCAAUACCUAAGAGACUAAAAAAAGUGGGUUCCCGAGAAGUAGGAAUAAAUUCAUCAGUGUUAUAACAGUAGCAGUGUUUUAAUGUUUAUUAAUAAAAUAAUUAAAGAAAUCACAGAGGAAAUUACUUUUUUUGCAGGAGUUUGAUUAGUUGUUAAAGUAAACAAAAUCAAGAAAAAUACUGUAACGCUAUGUCUCCUUUUUUGAAAUUAAUUAGUCUUCCUGGUUUAAUUCAUCUCAAAAUGCUAGAUAGUUAAACUCCAAGAAUACAAUUUUCAAGACAAUGUUAGAGGCUUUGUAAAUAUGGAAUAAUUCAAACUGAACUCAGUAGAAAAAUUGAUUGAACAAAACAGGUAAAUCUUUUCCUAUUCUUAUGAUUUUCUGCUUCUGAUGAUGCCAGUUUUAAUUUGUUUUAAUACAGUAGUGUUAAAAAAUCAAUCUUGCAAAAGAAAGACUAAUCUUGUGAUCCUCUGUUGUUCGUGGAACUGUUGAUUAUCUUGUAGAUUUGGACUUUUCCUUGAAGUUAUUUUUCACAUUUUCACUUCUUAUUAUUGACUGUGAGGGGUGCUAGAAAUGUAAUCAGUAUUACUAAGAUAUAAAAAGAAAAAUUUCAUUA